Chrysochloris asiatica (Cape golden mole) is the source of this 3427-nucleotide messenger RNA. It is a transcript of the gene TRIM33, whose product is annotated as tripartite motif containing 33. Bases 9 to 3395 code for a protein of 1128 amino acids. The record is from RefSeq and is a predicted model, not a curated record. Gene Ontology annotation, molecular function: protein binding; zinc ion binding. NCBI's taxonomy places the organism in Eukaryota, Metazoa, Chordata, Mammalia, Afrosoricida, Chrysochloridae. The transcript has 20 exons.
AGGAAAACAUGGCGGAAAACAAAGGCGGCGGCGAGGCUGAGAGCGGUGGCGGGGGCAGCGGUAGCGCGCCGGUAACUGCCGGAGCCGCCGGGCCCGCGGCGUUGGAGGCGGAGCCGCCUCUCGCCGCGGUGCUUGUGGAGGAGGAGGAGGAGGAAGGCGGCAAGGCCGGCGCGGAGAGCGACGCUGCUGGGCCCGACAACGGGGGGGUGGCCGCGGCCUCCUCGGGCUCGGCCCCGACUGCCUCAGCCCCUGCGGCCUCAGGGGGCCCCGGAGUUCCCGGGGGAACGGGUUCGACGCCGGCCCCAGCUUCAGCCUCGGCUCCCGCUCCGGGUCCCUCGUCUGGGCCGCCGCCUGCACCGCCGGCUUCGCUCCUGGACACCUGCGCCGUGUGUCAGCAGAGCCUGCAGAGCCGGCGUGAGGCGGAGCCCAAGCUGCUGCCCUGUCUCCACUCCUUCUGCUUGCGUUGUCUGCCCGAGCCGGAGCGCCAGCUCAGCGUGCCCAUCCCGGGGGUCAGCAACGGCGACAUCCAGCAAGUUGGUGUAUUACGGUGCCCAGUAUGCCGCCAGGAAUGCAGACAGAUAGACCUUGUGGAUAAUUAUUUUGUGAAAGAUACGUCUGAAGCUCCUAGCAGUUCUGAUGAGAAAUCAGAACAGGUAUGUACUAGUUGUGAAGAUAAUGCUAGUGCAGUUGGCUUUUGUGUAGAAUGUGGAGAAUGGCUGUGUAAGACAUGUAUAGAAGCACAUCAAAGAGUAAAAUUCACUAAAGAUCACCUGAUCAGGAAAAAAGAAGAUGUCUCAGAGUCUGUUGGAGCAUCUGGUCAGCGCCCUGUUUUCUGUCCCGUACACAAACAAGAACAGUUGAAACUUUUCUGUGAAACUUGUGAUAGACUGACAUGUAGAGACUGCCAGCUAUUGGAACACAAAGAACAUAGGUAUCAGUUUUUGGAAGAAGCUUUUCAAAAUCAGAAAGGUGCAAUUGAGAAUCUACUGGCUAAGCUUCUUGAAAAGAAGAAUUAUGUUCAUUUUGCAGCUACUCAGGUGCAGAAUAGGAUAAAAGAAGUAAAUGAGACUAACAAACGAGUAGAACAGGAAAUUAAAGUGGCCAUUUUCACUCUUAUCAAUGAAAUUAAUAAGAAAGGAAAAUCUCUCUUACAGCAGCUAGAGAAUGUUACAAAAGAAAGACAGAUGAAGUUGAUACAGCAGCAGAAUGACAUCACAGGCCUCUCGCGGCAGGUGAAGCAUGUUAUGAACUUUACAAAUUGGGCAAUUGCGAGUGGAAGCAGCACGGCACUACUAUACAGCAAGCGACUGAUUACUUUUCAGUUGCGUCAUAUUUUGAAAGCACGAUGUGAUCCUGUACCUGCUGCAAAUGGAGCAAUACGUUUCCAUUGUGAUCCCACCUUCUGGGCAAAGAAUGUAGUCAAUUUAGGUAAUCUAGUAAUAGAGAGUAAACCAGCUCCUGGGUAUACUCCUAAUGUUGUAGUUGGACAAGUUCCUCCAGGGACAAACCAUAUUAGUAAAACCCCGGGACAGAUUAAUUUAGCACAGCUUCGACUCCAGCACAUGCAACAACAAGUGUAUGCACAGAAACAUCAACAGUUGCAACAGAUAAGGAUGCAGCAACCACCAGCACCUGUAUCAACAACUACCACAACAACACAGCAGCAUCCUAGACAGCAAGCAGCUCCUCAGAUGUUACAGCAACAGCCUCCAAGAUUGAUCAGUGUACAAACAAUGCAAAGAGGCAAUAUGAACUGUGGAGCUUUCCAAGCCCAUCAGAUGAGAAUGGCUCAGAAUGCUGCCCGAAUACCAGGGAUACCCAGACACAGUGGCCCUCAGUAUUCCAUGUUACAACCACACCUCCAAAGACAACACUCAAAUCCAGGGCAUGCUGGACCCUUUCCUGUGGUAUCAGUGCACAACACCACAAUCAACCCAACCAGCCCUACUAUAGCUACUAUGGCAAAUGCAAACCGAGGUCCCACCAGCCCAUCUGUUACAGCAAUAGAGCUUAUCCCCUCAGUUACCAAUCCAGAAAACCUUCCAUCACUGCCAGACAUUCCACCCAUACAGUUGGAAGAUGCUGGUUCAAGUAGUUUAGAUAAUCUACUAAGCAGAUAUAUCUCAGGCAGCCACUUACCCCCACAGCCUACAAGCACCAUGAAUCCCUCCCCAGGACCCUCUGCCCUGUCUCCUGGAUCAUCAGGUUUAUCUAAUUCUCACACACCUGUGAGACCUCCAAGUACCUCUAGUACUGGCAGUCGAGGCAGCUGUGGGUCAUCAGGGAGAACUGCUGAGAAGACCAGUCUUAGUUUCAAAUCUGAUCAAGUGAAGGUCAAGCAAGAACCUGGGACUGAGGACGAAAUAUGUAGCUUUUCAGGAGCUGUGAAACAAGAAAAGACUGAGGAUGGCAGGAGGAGUGCUUGCAUGUUGAGCAGUCCUGAGAGUAGCUUGACACCACCUCUCUCAACCAGCCUGCAUUUAGAGAGUGAGUUGGAUGCAUUAGCAAGCUUGGAAAACCAUGUGAAAACGGAACCCACAGAUAUGAAUGAAAGCUGCAAACAGUCAGGGCUUAGCACUCUUGUUAAUGGAAAAUCCCCAGCUCGAAGCCUCAUGCACAGGUCAGCAAGGAUUGGUGGAGAUGGCAACAACAAAGAUGAUGACCCAAAUGAAGACUGGUGUGCUGUCUGUCAAAAUGGAGGGGAUCUCUUGUGCUGUGAAAAAUGUCCAAAGGUCUUUCAUCUAACUUGUCAUGUUCCGACACUUCUUAGUUUUCCAAGUGGGGACUGGAUAUGCACAUUUUGCAGAGAUAUUGGAAAACCAGAAGUAGAAUAUGACUGUGAUAAUUUACAGCAUAGUAAGAAGGGGAAAACUGUGCAGGGUUUAAGCCCCGUGGACCAAAGGAAAUGUGAACGUCUUCUGCUUUACCUCUAUUGCCAUGAAUUAAGUAUUGAAUUCCAGGAACCAGUUCCUGCUUCGAUACCAAACUACUAUAAGAUUAUAAAGAAACCAAUGGAUUUAUCCACCGUGAAAAAGAAGCUUCAGAAAAAACAUUCCCAACACUACCAAAUUCCAGAUGACUUUGUGGCUGAUGUCCGUUUGAUCUUCAAGAACUGUGAAAGGUUUAACGAAAUGAUGAAAGUUGUUCAAGUUUAUGCAGAAACACAAGAAAUUAAUUUGAAGGCUGAUUCAGAAGUAGCUCAGGCAGGGAAAGCGGUUGCAUUGUACUUUGAAGAUAAACUCACAGAGAUCUACUCAGACAGGACCUUCGCACCUUUGCCAGAAUUUGAUCAGGAAGAGGAUGAUGGUGAGGUAACCGAGGACUCUGAUGAAGACUUUAUACAGCCUCGCAGAAAACGCCUAAAGUCAGACGAAAGACCAGUGCAUAUAAAGUAAAACGACGUGGACUUAAAAAUCACUUGUUUAAA